AUGAACCAAAGCAACUUGUUUUCAGCACCAAUGGAGUUGUGGACAAGUGCAAGAAGACCUAAGGUGAUUGAUGUCAGAGUAGUACUUGGUGUUUUGGUACUGCUAUGUACAACUGGUGUUGAGAGCAGAAAAUCUGUGAAGUGGGACUGUUUUGAGUAUGCAGCUAUAAGUUGCAGGGCUCAUAGCGCAUCGAUUUCAGAUUUCGGAGGAGUAGGAGAUGGUACAACUGCAAACACAAAGGCUUUCCAAGCUGCAAUUGAUCAUUUGAGCCUGUUCUCGUCAGAAGGUGGAUCCUUACUCUAUGUUCCUCCAGGAAGAUGGCUGACUGGAAGUUUUAAUCUUACUAGCUAUUUCACUCUUUAUCUUGACAAAGAUGCUGUUCUUCUUGGUUCUCAGGAUGAGAGUGAAUAUCCACUGAUUGAGCCCCUACCGUCCUAUGGUAGAGGAAGAGAUGCAGAUGGUGCAAGGUAUAGCAGUCUCGUUUUUGGAAACAACCUCACAGAUGUUGUAAUAACAGGUGCCAAUGGCACCAUUGAUGGUCAGGGUGAACUCUGGUGGACAAAAUUUCGUGCCGGAGAGCUGAAUUACACCAGGCCUUACCUCAUAGAAAUCAUGUUCUCUACUGAAAUUCAAAUAUCUAAUAUUACAUUGAUCAAUUCCCCAUCAUGGAAUGUUCAUCCUGUCUAUUGCAGCAAUGUUGUAGUUCAAGGCUUGACAAUUCUUGCACCAGUGAGGUCCCCGAAUACUGAUGGGAUCAACCCAGAUUCUUGCAUAAACACCAGAAUUCAGGACUGCUACAUAGUCUCUGGAGAUGAUUGUGUGGCUGUCAAGAGUGGUUGGGAUGAGUAUGGUAUUGCUUUCGGGAUGCCUACAAAGCAGCUCGUAAUCAGAAGGUUGACAUGCGUUUCACCAACCAGUGCAGUAAUUGCACUGGGGAGUGAGAUGUCUGGUGGGAUUGAGGAUGUUAGGGCAGAAGACAUCACAGCUAUUGAUUCAGAGUCAGGUGUUAGGAUCAAAACUGCAGUAGGAAGAGGAGGUUAUGUUAAAGACAUAUAUGUAAGAAGGAUGACAUUGAAAACAAUGAAAUGGGUAUUUUGGAUGACAGGAAAUUAUGGUUCUCAUCCUGACAACAACUAUGACCCCAAAGCAAUUCCUGUGAUUCAGAAUAUCAACUACCGUGACGUGGUUGCCGAAAAUGUGACCAUGGCAGCUAGAUUAGAGGGCAUUGCUGGUGAUCCCUUUACUGGAAUCUGCAUAUCUAAUGUGACCAUUGGACUCGCACAAAAUCGAAAGAAACUUCAGUGGAACUGCACUGAUAUUGCAGGAAUUACAAGUGAAGUGACUCCACAGCCCUGCGAUCUGUUACCAGACCAGGGAUCAGGAAAGAUUGGAGCAUGUAAUUUUCCAGAAGAUGACAUGCCAAUUGAGAAUACGGAGGUUCAGACGUGCUCCUUCAUUAGGAAGCAUUGGUAA
Dovyalis caffra is the source of this 1473-nucleotide messenger RNA. NCBI's taxonomy places the organism in Eukaryota, Viridiplantae, Streptophyta, Magnoliopsida, Malpighiales, Salicaceae. The record is from the annotation of a GenBank genome assembly.